AUGCGUCGACUACAGCUCUUAAAGAGUGUAAGUGGUGCUUUUAAGUCGGGAAUUUUAACAGCUCUAAUGGGUGAUAGUGGUGCCGGUAAGACCACUCCGUUGGAUGUCUUAGGUGGGAGGAAAAUAGGAGGAUAUAUUGAGAGAAGCUUUGCAAUAUCAGGGUACUCCAACCAACAAGGAUCCUUCACUUGGGUUUCAGGCUACUGUGAACAAACUGACGUCCACUUUCCCUAUGUCACUGUAUAUGAGUCCUUGUUCUAUUCUGCUUGGCUGCAGCUACCUCCUCAAGUUGUAUCAGACAUCAAAAAGGUCAUGGUUGAGAUGCCAUACAUUUUCAUGCUGGUUCUAGUAUAUGGUGUUAUAGUGUAUCUCAUGAUGGGACUUGAGUUGGCCAUUACCAAAAUCUCUUAG
Ilex paraguariensis (yerba mate) is the source of this 411-nucleotide messenger RNA. The record is from the annotation of a GenBank genome assembly. NCBI's taxonomy places the organism in Eukaryota, Viridiplantae, Streptophyta, Magnoliopsida, Aquifoliales, Aquifoliaceae.